CGUCUGCGUCUGCCUAUGCUAUGGCUCCUGGGAGCAUUGCCUCCAGCGACAUCUCGACCUCCUCAACCUCCUUCCCCUCCACAGUGGGGGCAUCCGGAGUGUCUGGGUCUGAAGAGCCAGGCCCCAGCCGCCCCACCGUCCGCGGGCCGCGCCGCCACCCCCCCGUGCUGCGCAUGGUUCUGGAGGCGCUGCAGGCGGGAGAGCAGCGCCGGGGCACGUCCGUGGCGGCCAUCAAGGUUUACAUCCUGCAGAAGUACCCAGCGGUGGAUGUCCUCCGCCUCAAGUACCUGCUGAAGCAGGCCCUGGCCACCGGCAUGCACCGCGGCCUCCUCGUCAGGCCCACCAACUCCAGGGCCAGGGGGGCCACUGGCAGCUUCAAAUUGGUUCCCAAGCAUAAAAGGAAAGUCCAACCCAGGAAGACAUCCACCAUGACAGCCCCCAGGAAGCCCAGUGAGGCCAAGGAGAAGGUCCCCAAGAAACCAAGGGAGGCAAAGAAGGACCCUCCCAACCCAGGCGAGGUGAAAAGGGGACCCAGGAAGCCACGAGAAGUGAGGACGGCUCCUCCCAAACCAGGUGCAGCCAAGGAGAAGGCUCCCAAGAAAGGCAGCCAGACCAAAGACCAAGAGACAAGAGUGAAUGAGGCCAGGAAGGCCUCCCGACAGCCAGACAAGGCCACACGCGCCCCUCCCAGUGCUACCGGACCCAGUGGGAAGUCAAAGGUCAAAGUCAGAAGGAAGAGCCAAGGUGGUGAGGCCCACAGGAAGACAAAAGCUGGGAGUCGGAGUGCAAAAUCCACGGUCCCUAAGGGCAAGAAUGGUGCUGCUUCUCCAGCCAAAAAGAAGGAAAACCAUGUCCCUAAAGAGUUCGUUGCCUAUGCAGCCAAGAAGGGGCCCAAAGCCAAGGCGGCUGCUCCUGCCAGGGGUGGCGGGUCUAAGACGGUGCCUGAACCCCUGGCCAGGAAGACAGAGGCCCCCAAGGGCCCGAAGAAGCCAGGCAUGCCCACCAAAGCCUCAUCGUCCAAACUGGCCAGUAGGAAGGCGGAGGCUGGAAGCUAGAGCUGGGGUGGAGACACGGAGAUCCUGCCCAAGUUUUUAUUCCCCAACAAACCAUCACUCUAUUUAUUUCUUUGUAACCUAUUUAUCA
Ailuropoda melanoleuca (giant panda) is the source of this 1143-nucleotide messenger RNA. It is a transcript of the gene H1-8, whose product is annotated as H1.8 linker histone. The transcript has 5 exons. The record is from RefSeq and is a predicted model, not a curated record. Gene Ontology annotation, biological process: nucleosome assembly. Lineage: Eukaryota; Metazoa; Chordata; Mammalia; Carnivora; Ursidae. Gene Ontology annotation, molecular function: DNA binding. Bases 21 to 1055 code for a protein of 344 amino acids. Gene Ontology annotation, cellular component: nucleosome.